GGCCCUGUUCGCGGGGUCAGCUCGGGGCGCCGGACCCCGCUCUCGAUGGGAUAAGCUGUAAAGAUGUUUAGCUUUGAAGGGGAUUUCAAAACAAGGCCCAAGGUGUCUCUCGGAGGAGCGAGUAGGAAGGAAGAAAAGGCUUCUCUCCUGCAUCGCACUCAGGAGGAGCGGAGGAAACGAGAGGAAGAAAGGCGGAGACUGAAAAAUGCAAUAAUAAUCCAGUCGUUUGUAAGAGGGUACAGAGACAGAAAACAUCAGUAUUCCAUCCAAAGAAGUGAGUUUGAUCGCUGUGCUGAUUUGGCCCAAUCUGGAGGAACCUUUUCUACUGCCAAUGGAGCUAAUUUGACUCUUUUAGUUCGUCAGUUACUCUUUUUCUAUAGGCAGAAUGAGGAUUCUAAGCGUUUGGUAUGGAUGUGUCAGAAUUUAAUUAAACAGAGUUCUCAGUUCAUUAAACAAUUGGAUGGUCCAGACAGACUUACUUGCUUAUUCCAAAUAAAAAGACUGUUGGGGCUGUGUUGCAGGCUAUUGCAAAAUUGCAAUGACGACAGUCUGAAUGUUGCACUUCCUAUGAGAAUGCUUGAGGUAUUUUCAUCUGAGAAUACGUAUUUGCCUGUUUUACAAGAUGUCAGCUAUGUGACAUCAUUAAUUGAACAAAUUUUGCACUACAUGAUUCAAAAAGGCUACUACAAGUCGCUUUAUUUGUUAAUUAACAAUAAGCUUCCCUCGAGUAUUGAGUAUUCUGAUGUUUCUCGAGUCCCUAUUGCAAAAAUACUUCUGGAGAAUGUUCUGAAGCCAUUGCACUUUACAUAUAGCUCCUGUCCAGAAGGUGCAAGGCAGCAGAUUUUUGCAGCCUUCACAGAGGAGUUUCUGGCAGCACCUUUUACAGAUCAGAUAUUCCAUUUCAUCAUUCCAGCGCUCGCUGAUGUGCAGACUGUUUUCCCUUAUGAACUCUUUCUGAAUGCACUAUUAUUAACAGAAAGUGGAUCUUCCAGAAGAAGUGAUCAAGCCCCGUGGCUUUUUUACUUCGUGUUAACAGUUGGAGAAACCUAUUUGGGAUCCCUUUCAGAGGAAGGUCUUCUUGUGUAUUUGAGGGUACUCCAAACUUUUCUCUCUCAGCUGCCUGUGUCUACUGCUGGUACAAAUUGUCAAGAUGCAAACAGUGACUCUGAAGAUGAGGAUGAAGAGAUCAGUAAAAUGACAACUACACCAGGUGAUGGGAGAAUAUCAGUUCAGUACAUAACUGAGGAGUGUCUAAAGAAACUGGAUACAAAGCAACAGACAAACACUCUACUGAAUAUGGUUUGGAGAGAUUCAGCCAGUGAAGAAGUCUUUACCCUGAUGGCAUCAAUCUGCCACACGCUGAUGGUGCAACACCGAAUGAUGGUGCCAAAAGUCAGGCUUCUUUAUAGUUUAGCCUUUAAUGCCAGAUUCCUGAGGCAUCUCUGGUAUUUGAUAUCUUCAAUGACCACACGAAUGAUUACAGGGUCUAUGGUGCCACUCCUUCAAGUGAUUUCAAGAGGCUCUCCAAUGUCUUUAGAAGACUCCAGUCGAAUUAUCCCUCUCUUCUACCUUUUUAGUUCUUUGUUUAGUCAUUCACUUAUUUCUAUUCACGAUAAUGAAUUCUUUGGUGAUCCAAUAGAAGUUGUAGGUCAAAGACAAUCAUCAAUGAUGCCUUUUACACUAGAGGAACUUGUAAUAUUGUCACGCUGCCUUCGAGAUGCAUGCUUGGGAAUCAUCAAGUUGGCUUACCCAGAAACAAAACCAGAGGUUCGUGAGGAAUAUAUUGCAGCAUUUAGAAGUGUUGGAGUAACAAAAAAUACAGAAAUGCAGCAAUGUAUUCAGACGGAACAAAAAAGGUGGAUUCAGUUAUUCAAGGUCAUUACAAACUUAGUGAAAAUGUUGAAAUCCAGAGAUACAAGGAGAAAUUUCUGCCCACCAAAUCACUGGCUCUCAGAACAAGAAAACAUUAAAGCAGAUAAGGUUACACAACUGUAUGUGCCAUCUGCUAGACAUGUCUGGAGAGUCAGAAGAAUGGGAAGAAUAGGACCGUUGCAGUCUACUUUGGAUGUGGGUCUGGAACCAGCACCUCUUUCUGUAUCUGAAGAACGACAACUUGCAAUUCUGACAGAGCUACCUUUUGUAGUACCUUUUGAAGAAAGAGUGAAGAUUUUUCAAAGACUAAUCUAUGCUGAUAAGCAGGAAGUUCAAGGAGAUGGGCCAUUUUUGGAUGGCAUUAAUGUCACUAUCAGAAGAAAUUAUAUUUAUGAAGAUGCUUAUGAUAAACUUUCUCCUGAAAAUGAACCUGACCUAAAAAAGCGCAUCCGUGUUCACUUACUUAAUGCACAUGGUCUUGAUGAAGCUGGUAUUGAUGGUGGUGGAAUUUUCAGAGAAUUUCUGAAUGAACUACUUAAAUCAGGAUUUAACCCUAACCAGGGAUUUUUUAAGACCACCAAUGAGGGACUUCUUUACCCUAACCCUGCUGCACAGAUGCUUGUUGGAGACUCUUACGCCCGACAUUACUACUUCCUUGGAAGAAUGCUUGGAAAGGCUCUUUAUGAAAAUAUGCUCGUGGAGCUGCCAUUUGCCAGUUUUUUCCUCUCAAAAUUACUGGGGACAAGUGCUGAUGUUGAUAUUCAUCAUUUAGCUUCAUUAGAUCCAGAAAUGUACAAAAAUUUGCUUUUUCUCAAGAGCUAUGAAGGAGAUGUGGAAGAGCUUGGACUAAACUUCACUGUGGUAAAUAAUGACCUUGGGGAAGCACAGGUGGUUGAGCUGAAGCCGGGUGGAAAGGACAUUCCCGUGACCAGCGCCAACCGCAUCGCCUACAUCCACCUGGUGGCCGACUACAGGCUGAACAAGCAGAUCCGGCAGCACUGCCUCGCCUUCCGCCAGGGGCUGGCCAACGUGGUCAACCUGGAGUGGCUGCGCAUGUUCGACCAGCAGGAGAUACAGGUUCUCAUUUCUGGUGCCCAGGUUCCUAUUAGUUUGGAUGACCUUAAAUCUUUCACGAACUAUUCAGGUGGCUACACAGCAGACCAUCCUGUAAUUAGAAUAUUCUGGAGAGUUGUAGAAAGCUUCACUGAUGAAGAGAAACGCAAACUACUCAAGUUUGUCACAAGCUGCUCUCGACCACCUCUUCUGGGGUUUAAGGAGUUAUAUCCUGCAUUUUGUAUUCACAAUGGAGGAUCUGAUUUAGACAGGCUACCUACUGCCAGUACCUGCAUGAACUUGCUGAAGCUUCCUGAAUUUUAUGAUGAAAACCUUAUGCGAAGCAAGCUGCUUUAUGCCAUUGAAUGUGCUGCUGGAUUUGAAUUGAGCUGAGUGGAACUGAUGCUUGUUUGGAUGCUCUGCAGAGGAACUGAACCAGUGCCUACUCUAUAAGCAGCGCCCAUACCCGAGCAGUUGGAAGGGAAUUCUGUCUAGAGUUCUGCAGCUUUUGUGUCAAAUGCCCUCAAAUAGGUUUCACUUUUAAACACAAUUCCUUAGUUAACUUUCGUUAAUUAAUAUUACAUUGACACUGCUUUAUGAUUCAGAACAAUGAAUGCUGUGUGCAGUGUGGCUGUUUUCUGUGUUUAGGCGAAGAAAGAGCACAUUUAAAGAAGAGUGACAUCUCAGUGAAAUUAACCAAAGAAGCAGCUUUGGCUUUGUGCUGUUCAAACAUAAAUAAUUUCACAAACUGGCAAUAAAGUUGUGUACCGUGCAGUGCGUUGGGAUGAGACAGGGCUAGCAUCCUGUAAUUAAUCUUCUAGAUGGAAGUGAAGCAGAUGUUUCCAGAUACCCCAGAACUGAGAGGAUGAAUAUGCUCAUUUCCAAUAACCGGACUUCUUUACUUACAUUGUAGAAUUGUUUACAAUCAUAGUUGUUGCAGAACUGAUUUUGUUUUAUUCUACCUUCCCUCAAGAUGGUAGGCACUGAGAUAAAAUGUUUGUAAUAUUCUAUUUGUGCUUUCUGAAAUACCUUGGAGAAAUGGGAUUGACAUUAUUUUGGCAAUAUCACGUUAUUACUUUGGCUGCAUCAUUAUCACUUGAACGCUGUCAUGAAUGGAUGUGACUCUUCAGGCUUGCUCUGCUCUGUUUCUGUCCUUUGUGCCUGUACAGACUUUUUUUUUAAAAUGUAUCAGGCUCCUAUUGCAUACACAGUAAAAACGAAAGUCAUCACUUCGGAAAAAUAUACAUGUAAUGACUAUUAAAAUUGUUUGAAC
Molecule: messenger RNA, 4198 nt
Organism: Merops nubicus (carmine bee-eater)
Lineage: Eukaryota; Metazoa; Chordata; Aves; Coraciiformes; Meropidae
Gene: UBE3C
Product: ubiquitin protein ligase E3C
Exons: 23
Coding region: 64-3318 (1084 amino acids)
Biological process (GO): protein polyubiquitination; ubiquitin-dependent protein catabolic process
Molecular function (GO): protein binding; ubiquitin protein ligase activity
Source: RefSeq, a predicted model, not a curated record